Molecule: messenger RNA, 2596 nt
Organism: Blepharisma stoltei
Lineage: Eukaryota; Ciliophora; Heterotrichea; Heterotrichida; Blepharismidae
Source: the annotation of a GenBank genome assembly
AUGACUGAGAUAGAGGCUUCGAAUAUGCUUGUCGCUAUUCGUGUACGGCCUCUGAGCCAAAAAGAGACUAGUGUUAAUGAUAAAGAUAUUAUAAGGGUAGAAGACCAUCUCCUUAUUGUCCUGGACAUGAAUGAUUUUGAAGACCGAAAAAAUAUUCUUCAUAGAUCAAGGGAGCAGCGUUAUGUCUUUGAUAGAAUUUUCAAGGAUGCGGCAAAUGAAGAAGUUUUUCAAAGUACAGUCCAAGACUUGAUCCACCCAGCACUGUCUGGCAUCAAUGCGUGUGUUUUUGCAUAUGGACCUACAGGUUCCGGGAAAACAUAUACUAUGAUUGGUACCAAUGAUGACCCAGGAAUCGCAGUUUUGACUAUUAGAGAGAUGUUUAAACAAAUUGAAAGUGACACUGAUAAGAUCUAUGAAAUCAAAAUUUCUUAUGUGGAAAUUUGGUGAAGACAUAAUAAUUUAUCACUAUUUUUAAUUUUUUUUUAAAAAAUUUCUAACACCCUAGGAAAUUUACAAUGAAGCCAUCAGAGAUCUUUUGAUUCCCAACUCAGGCUACCUUGACCUCCGUGACGACCCAAUACGAGGAGUUGUGAUUGCAGGAGUUUCUGAGUUUUCAGUUGAAAGCACAGACCAAGUCAUGAGCUUGAUCACAGCAGGCAAUAAACGAAGGACAACUGAAGCUACAAACGCAAACCAAACUUCAUCUAGAUCCCAUGCUGUUUUCCAAGCUAUGAUUUCUCAGCGCGACAGGGUUACAGAUACAGUCCUUGACGUCUUUCAAGGCAAGCUUUCACUUAUUGACUUAGCAGGCUCUGAAAGAGGGACUGUAACUGAAAACAGAGGUCUGCGGCUGCUUGAAGGGUCAAAAAUCAACAGGUCUUUGCUAGCUCUCGCUAACUGCAUUAAUGCUCUUGGCGACAAAACAAAAAAAGGCGUUUUCGUGCCUUAUAGAGACUCAAAACUUACCAGAAUGCUAAAAGACUCCUUAGGCGGAAACUGCAAAACCAUCAUGAUUUCCAAUAUUUCCCCAGCCGCGUCUCAAUUUGAAGAAAUUGUGAACACAUUAAAAUAUGCCAGCAGAGCCAAAAAUAUCAAAUAUAAAGUACAAGCCAACAAAAAGCUUGUGGCUCUCCACAUAACAGAGUACAAAAACAUCAUUUCUGUAAGUUUUAUAUAGGAUUUGCGCUCAGAAAUAGAAUCUUUAAGGUCCCAGCUGCACACUAAUCCAACUAUCCAAAGUAAUCCAACUGACUUUGGAGAGUGCAAGUAUCAUAGUAAUAAAAUUGAAGAAGACAUUGAGAUGAAAAAGCUGCAGGCUGAAAUUUUUGAAAAUUUCCAGGAGAGAAUUCAGCUAAGACGGGCUUUAUUAGAAUUAUACUGUUAAAAAUUUUAUUAUGUUUAAUUUUUCUAUGACUAUUAUCAAUUAAUAGUGGCAUUAUCUUUUAUGGGCCGAUGCUAUAUUUACCAUAUGAAAUAGGCUAAGCUUCCAAUAUUAAGAAUUUUCUAUUUAUUUUAAAUGGGGAUAUAUAAAAAUAUAUAAAAAAAUACAUAGGAAAUAGUAUAGAAGAACAAAAUUCUUUAAAUGUCUUAGAAAUCAAAAGAAGACAAGCUGAAGUCCUUAUCUGAAAACGGCAAGAAGAGCUCAAAGACUUGCCUAAAUACGAAGAGGGGCGGCCUUUAUCAGCAGUUCCUCCACACGUAAGAAAGCAGUUUAAAGACAUCCAAAUGCUAAAAGCUAGCACUGUAAUUUAUAAUUUAGGAUAAAAAUAACCAAAGAAAAGAAUUCAUGCUGGUGCAGCUUCAAGAAAACAUGGCACGAGGCACCCAAAUCAGAAGUUCAAUAGGGACAAGAGUCCUUAUACAAGACAAGCGAGACUUCUUAGAGCUACUAAUAAAAAGCCAUAUCCUUGAGCAAACUAAUGUGGAGCUUGAGGUGCAGCUACUAAUUCAAGAAAAAACAAUAACAGAUUUACAGAAUUUGGUGCUUUCACAGAAAAGACUGUUAGAAGAGCAAGGAAUUGACGAUGGGUCUUCACUGUGAAAUAAAGUUGAUAAUUUGACCCCACCAGUAGAAGAAAGCUUAGAAGAUGUAGAAAUGUCUGAAGAAGAAUUAUAGGCAUUACAAAGGAAUUUUAUAAAUAAAUAUAAGAAAUUUCCUUUUUUAUAUAAAAAUAUAGAUCAGAUUUCAGAAAUUUUUGAUAGGGUUGAUUAAAAUAGGACAAAAUUGGAUGGAUAUGAUUUUACUACGCCAGCAGACGAAGAAGAAGAAAUUCCUAUAGAAGAAGACGAAGAUUUUGAAAGAAGCGAGCUAUUGUUAGCGACCAGCAAAGUGUCAGCUGAUAUUGACAAUACUGAUAAAGAGAUGGGAAUGAUGCUACAAGGCAGAGCGCUCAUUAAAAAACAGCAGGAGACUGAAAGCAAGGUCAAAGCAGAAACAGUCCAGCCUAAAGUGGACCUUGGGCCGAGUCCUGGGCUUGGACUAAUUAUCAAUGGAAAAAUCAUAGAUGAUGGACUUAAUAAUAAAAAACUCAGCGUGCCAAAAGCAGUAAAGCCUGCAAAGAAAAAAGGAGCUGAUGUAUAUCGUAAGAAAAAAUAA